AUGGACAGCUCCGUAGCCAAGAAGCCGCCGAGGCGCCAAGAGGGCCGCAUCAUCCUGCAGUUUGACUACGACUGCUUCUACGCUCAGGUCGCCGAGCACAAGGACCCAGCUCUCAAGUCAAAGCCGGUGGGCAUCAAGCAGAAGAACAUCCUGGCCACGUGCAACUACAACGCCCGUCGCCGCAAUGUUAGAAAGCUCAUGCUCGUCUCGGAGGCAAAGAGGAUAUGCCCGGACCUCGUGCUCGUUGACGGCGAGGACUUGACGCCGUUUCGGGACAUUAGCAAGAUUCUCUUCAACUUCCUCCGGUCUCACUCCUGGAACGGCAAAGCUGAACGGCUAGGUUUCGACGAGGUCUUCCUAGAUGUGACGGACAUCAUUGACUACAACUUGACCUGUCUCAACCGGAGCUCAAUGGCCGACUCGUUCUUUUACCUGUCCAAGAAAGACCCCGAAUCGGGCUUCCCAUGCGACUUAUCCUCCAUUGCAGGCUGCGUUGUCGGUGUCACCCUUGAUGACGUGGAUCCGGAGAGUCCCAUCUACCUGAGGCAUCUCUUGGGCUCCCACCUUGCCCAGUACUUGCGACUUAGGCUGGAGCAGGAUUUUGGCUACACAUCAACUUGUGGCAUCUCGACGAAUAAGCUCCUAAGCAAGCUUGUUGGCAGCAAGAACAAGCCGCGGAAUCAGACAACGUUGCUUGCAUUUACUGACGAUGAUAUCAUCGGUUUCGUCGACGGACACAAGCUGCGCACCAUACCAGGAAUGGGCUCCAAGAUCACGCACCUGCUAGAGUCUCACAUCAUGGCCCGGGAGAUUGACAAGGACUCGGGCCCCUUUGACUCUUUAGUGACGGCAAGAGAAGCCCGUCUCCAUCCAAACAUUUCACCUUCAUUUAUGGAGUCCCUCUUGGGCGGACCGGGCGCCGAAAGAGGCAUUGGAGCUAGAGUCUGGGGUUUCCUUCAUGGCGUGGAUCCCACCGAAGUCAAAGAAACCAACACUGUGCCGACGCAAAUCAGCAUCGAAGACACGUAUAAGGGCCUUGACACAGUACCCAGGAUAACAGAAGAGCUCCACAAGCUGUCGUGCUCCCUUAUCCGGAGAUUGAGGGUAGACCUGGUUGUGUCGGACAGCGGUUCUGAUCUCCCAGGCAGUCGCAAGUGGGUUGCAAGGCCAAGGACGCUUCGUCUCUCGAUUCGAUCGUGGCCUAAGUCGGAUGCUUCCCAGUCCCAGAGCUUCAGUCGUGUAUCGCGCUCGGGGUCGUUGCCAAAUUUUGUGUUUGAUCUCAAGGCUGACAUUGAUGAGAUCGCCCAGCAGCUAGUGGCGGAAGCGUUGUUGCCCUUGCUUCGCCGUCUGCAAAACGAAAAGGGUCAAACGUGGAAUCUGCAGCUCAUUAACAUCUGCGCCGCAAACAUAGUCACCGGAGCUACCGAUGACAGGACGGGAGCGGGACGGGACAUUGCAGUCAUGUUUAAGAGGCAGGAUGAAGUGCUUGCGCCAUGGAGAGUCGCAUCUGACGCUACGGACGAGAUUGCUCAAGAGGCAGACAUUGAACAGGAAGGCUCCGUGCCUGAAGAUCUGGACUCUGACAUCUCCUGGGAGGCCACGGAUCAUUCCGCUUGCACGACCUGCGGCCAUUCCAUACCAUCGUUUGCCCUGUCCGCCCAUUUGCGAUACCAUGAGCUAGGAGAAUGA
Messenger RNA from Trichoderma reesei QM6a, 1689 nucleotides. RefSeq lists its product as uncharacterized. Bases 1 to 1689 code for a protein of 562 amino acids. Gene Ontology annotation, biological process: translesion synthesis. Lineage: Eukaryota; Fungi; Ascomycota; Sordariomycetes; Hypocreales; Hypocreaceae. The record is from RefSeq and is a predicted model, not a curated record. The transcript has 3 exons. Gene Ontology annotation, molecular function: DNA-directed DNA polymerase activity; damaged DNA binding.